Molecule: messenger RNA, 2688 nt
Organism: Vollenhovia emeryi
Lineage: Eukaryota; Metazoa; Arthropoda; Insecta; Hymenoptera; Formicidae
Gene: Slob
Product: slowpoke-binding protein
Exons: 9
Coding region: 816-2288 (490 amino acids)
Source: RefSeq, a predicted model, not a curated record
CCAAUUUAUUUGUCGCAAUAGUAAUAAGGCUCAAUUUGUCCCGUGAGAUUUUCAGAAAGCGGAUGCUGUGCGCGGCCGAGAGCGGGGCUGAAAUAAGGGUGGAUUCACGCCGGAAGGACGCGGCCGCGCGAAACGCGCCGUUCGAUUAUCGUUCGAAAUACCAGACGCAACGUUCCCGAACUUCCUUUAAGUCCUCGGCGACGUCUCUUCCUUCGUUUCGCGGGAAUAUGUAUAUUUGAGGAGGGGUUUGCGCUUCCGAAAAGAAAGAACAGGACGGACCGAAAGAUUCAUGUAGCCACAUCGGGACUUCCCUUAAAAAAUGCGGGAUAUACGCCAGCUAUCGACUCCGCAGUGUAUAUCGCGCUUUCGUUGCCGAGCAACGGAUAAGGAUACAAUGUUCUGAUACGCUUUUAUUUUCUUGCGAACAAUUAUUACGGAACGAUCCUACGCAUGAUACGUUUGUAUUUUCUAACGUUAAUUUUACUGUCGCUACAUCAAAGUGUUCCGUAAGUCCAAACCGAUGUAAAAUUACGUAGGCGAAAAAACUGAGAGUAUACAUUUUCCUGUUUCUCUUUUUUUUUAAUUUGAUACGCAAAGGUGUUCAUGUUCUCGUCUACUUUCAAGCACACCCUGAGAUCGCGCCGCGCGAGCAGAGAUUUCAGCGACCAACGAUUCUGCGGACCAACCGAUCCCUCUGUGAUAUUUUGCCGAAUAGUUUCACGAGAAAGUUCAACAUCCCACGGUGAUUCGCGUUUUUACUAACGGCGCGCCGGGACCAAACAGCCAGCACUCGCCAAGGUAGUCGCGGCGCAGCGAUGUUCAACCUCUAUCAGAGUCUAAACAAGAAGGACGACGGCGACGGGCAGCGGAACCGCGAGUCGGAGGUGACCGGUCACGACAGAUUCUGUCAGCAUCGUACCGGCCACUCGAGCACCCGUCGCCGCCGACGUGCCGUUAAUCGCAGGACGCAGAGUGCCACCGAGCUGAACGCCAGGGCGAUGAGCACGGCGCGGGGCUCGUUGCGACGUGGUCGCAGCGUGAGCACGGAGGACGAGAACGAGAGCGAGGACGACAAGGGCCAUCAGCUGGCGAACAAGCUGGACAAUCUGGCGCGGCUGCUCUUCAGCCGCGUGUCAGCGGCGCGGGGAUACAAGGAUCAGGGAGACGUCAAAAACGGCCGUUACACGGCGCUGAAUCACGGGUCAAAAUCUGUCAGCGAGGAUGGAGUCGAGUACAUGGAAAUGGAGAAGAGAUCCCGCGAUCGUGCUUUAUCAAUCUGCCAGGACUACAUCGGGAAAACGUCGCGCUUCGUCCUCAUCAAGCAGCUGAAUAACAUCGGCUCGAGAGUAGAUAAGUACUGGUUCAUGGUGAGGGACACGUCGCUGAAGACGGACAGACUGUUGACUUUGGUGCCGUUGAUUCGGAGCUGUCCGCUGACCGUCUGUCCCUCCACCAAGGACAUCUUGAACAAUCUGUUCCUGGCCUUACAACAUCCCUACAUCUGUCCUGUCUUUCACGUCGAUUUUCUCGAGUACGAGGACCAAACCUACAUCGUUCUGAUACAGCCCAUCAACCAGGGCAGCCUGAAGGACCUAAUAUACGGCAUCGAGCGAAACUGCUGGAACGAGGACUGGACUCACAAGUAUGCCGCGCGGGGCAAGGGACUCACGCUACCGCAAGUCCAACGAAUGGGACGACAGAUAUUGGAAGCGCUGGUGUUCCUGAAGGAACGGGGAUUCCCUACGGUGACUCAUCUCCAUUCGGGCAACGUGGUGAUUCAGAACGGCGUUGCGAGACUGGCCGGUCUGGAGAACACGCUUCUGGGCUUCACCAGUCGCGUACACCCCGUCGUGACGUCCCGAUUAACGCACGCUACCUCGAUCGAUAUUAUAUGCUUCGGGCACAUGCUGUUCGAAAUGUGCGCCGGCUACGAACUAUGCACCUUCAGACCAUCUGCCGUCCAGCUAUCAGACAUCGAAAUGCAUCCGCAGGUCGUGAGAUUUCUCGAAUUGGUAUUCACGGAAUCGGAAAGUCAUUUUACCACCAUAGAGGAGUUGCUGAUCCACGAUCUCUUCAGGAAUAUCGAUCUCCGUGAGAUGCGAUGUGCGGCCGUAACCGUAUUUCGUCCGACCCUGACACCCUCCAUAAUGAGCCUGCUCGACGGUAUUAAACGGCAAGACGGAAAAGGAAUUACGAGUAUCGACAGCGAGGACGGUGUAUCGCUGAACAGCUUCGACGGAUCCUUACUCACGCAGAUAUACAACGAGCUUUCACAUACGGCUUUAUAAUGUGGGAACAAAGUCUGUACACAUAUAUACGUAUAUUUUAUCUCGAAAGAUGCACGUUCCUAUUAUAUUUGCAAAGUGCCAAGAAAGCAAUUAACCCGACGCUAAUUGUACCAUGUAUUAUAAUAUAAAAAGCAUGUCAUAGAAUUUGUACAAUGACGUAAAAAUGAUUUUGCGCAUUUUCUUGUUUAUCUUCGCGUUUGUCAGACACAGAUGAAGAAAAUUGUAAUUGUCGUUAAAACUAAUUGUUUCUCCUGUUAUUGUAACAAUUCUAGGAUAACGACCUUAGUAGAACCCGAGGAUUAUUUUAGAUUUGUAAUUAGAAUAAUUUUAAAAUAUGAGAAUUACAAUAGAGAAAUGACAAAAAUGAAAUAAAACUUGGAACGGCGUAAAUUGAAUGAAA